UCACUUUCUUGCAUCGUGGUUGAAGGAUGACGGUUUAUAUAUCGCAACAAAUUAGUGGUCUAUUUCGUAAAUAAAAAAUUUCACUAUAAUAUUGUAUACAUUUAGAAAAUGUUCAAAACAUAAUUGCCUUUAUUCCAUGCUAAUCCGAGAAAGAAACAACAUGAUAGAAAACCUUUCACAAAAGCGCAUGGUGUUCGGAAUCAGCUGUCUGAUAUUAUUAACUAUCGUGGUUUUAAUAAUUGAGUCCAAAUGGAUGAAGGCAGGAACACGUCGUCAAGAGUUUGUAAUUGAAAAUAAUUCUACCUGUUGGGUACGCGAGUCGUAUGAGGUGAUAAAAGACUGUCAUCCGUGUACGGCGUUCGAAAUCGCCAGCAAAUCCCAGGGAGUUUGUGUUCACACUCAUAACAAGGAAGUGCUCAAAUGCCUCAGCGGUGAAAUAGUUACACGAAGCUGUGAUCGGGUAGCUUGGCUAGACGAGAAACGCUACUGGUCAUUCCAAAUAACACUCACGGUACUAGGCUGCUUGUCAACGGCAGUUUCAUUUCUACGACAAAAAUCAUUGAACCGAAGAGCUAUGCUAAAAAUCCAAAACCAGCUUGGAAGUUGUUAA
Topomyia yanbarensis is the source of this 610-nucleotide messenger RNA. RefSeq names its product protein JTB (gene JTBR). The record is from RefSeq and is a predicted model, not a curated record. Gene Ontology annotation, cellular component: spindle; membrane; midbody. Gene Ontology annotation, biological process: mitotic cytokinesis. The coding region runs from base 137 to 610 and encodes 157 amino acids. The transcript is spliced from 3 exons. Lineage: Eukaryota; Metazoa; Arthropoda; Insecta; Diptera; Culicidae.